UUAGAAACCCUCAUUUUGUUAAUGAAGUAAAUGUUUCUCACAUUAAAUUUUCACAAAAUUAUAGAAUGGAUAGUAUAAUAUGAAGAUUGUUUCAAAUAGACUACUCUACAUAAAAUGACUUGCAAGAAACCAAUUGAUGUUUGUAAUAACAAACCACCAGCUAUGGGUUGUUUCCCAUGGUUGAUAAAGAAUAGUAUAAUUUUUGGAACCGGUAUCUACACUGGUGUGUACAUUGCACAAAAUUAUCAGAUUGACAAAGUAGAAGAUCCCAAGGCACUAUUUGAAAAAGCUCAAUGUUAUGUAAGAGAAAAACUAGAAGAAUUCAGCAAGAAAGGCAAGGAUUGAAACAACUGCAUUAAUGAAUGAAUUUAAUUUUCUGUAAAUAACAUUUACUAGUUAAAAUGAUUUAAAUAUAAAUAAAGGUAGCUGAAAAAAUAAAAUUUCUUUAUAGCAUGGAUAA
Messenger RNA from Pararge aegeria (speckled wood butterfly), 460 nucleotides. RefSeq lists its product as uncharacterized. Bases 115 to 345 code for a protein of 76 amino acids. The transcript is spliced from 3 exons. The record is from RefSeq and is a predicted model, not a curated record. Lineage: Eukaryota; Metazoa; Arthropoda; Insecta; Lepidoptera; Nymphalidae.